AUGACCUGUGUUGCUAACAACGACAAGCCCUCUAUGGCGUAUGGCUCAAACCCACCAGCUACCUGUGCUAUGUUGAUGACCUCCAAACCUGCAACGGCAUCCGACGACCCCAACGCUACAGUAGGCAAUGGCAUCACCUCCAUGCUCACAAUCAUAAAACCACUUGUUAUUGGAUCCGGCCUGCGAUUGCUAAUGACGAUGUAA
Molecule: messenger RNA, 204 nt
Organism: Penicillium samsonianum
Lineage: Eukaryota; Fungi; Ascomycota; Eurotiomycetes; Eurotiales; Aspergillaceae
Exons: 2
Coding region: 1-204 (67 amino acids)
Source: RefSeq, a predicted model, not a curated record